Messenger RNA from Conger conger (European conger), 2453 nucleotides. Its product is annotated as protein phosphatase 1 regulatory subunit 1C-like. The transcript has 6 exons. Gene Ontology annotation, cellular component: cytoplasm. NCBI's taxonomy places the organism in Eukaryota, Metazoa, Chordata, Actinopteri, Anguilliformes, Congridae. Gene Ontology annotation, molecular function: protein phosphatase inhibitor activity. The record is from RefSeq and is a predicted model, not a curated record. Gene Ontology annotation, biological process: intracellular signal transduction. The coding region runs from base 342 to 749 and encodes 135 amino acids.
AGCUUAUAUUGCACUUUUGCAGCACGCUGCUAUUAUUACCCGGCGAUGAGAUUGGCUUGUGGACAGUCCCAGGACAGCCAGCCCACCAGAGGCCUGGGAGCAGACCCCCAGAGAAGAGCCCAGGGAUCCGGAGCGCGUCGGCGGGGGGAACGGACGCCAUUGGGGACGAGCUUGCGUGCGGCCAGGGCACACGUCCUCUCAUUGACCGGGGUGUGCUGGGAGGUGGGCGGUAAGUGGGGAAGCAGAAGACUCGAGGGCUCGCAAAGGAGGGGCCGGAGCAGAGGCUACUGCUGCUGAGAGCUGCCCUGCGUCAGCAGACCCGCACUCACUCUGCGCGAACCAUGGAGCCCAACAGCCCCAAGAAGAUCCAGUUCGCUAUGCCCCUCUUCCACAGCCACCUGGACCCCCAGGCAGCAGAACACAUCCGUCGAAGGAGACCAACACCAGCCACACUGGUCAUCUACAACGACCCACCUGCAGCAGAAGCAGAUGACAAACAAACAUCAGGAAGUCAGGGAGCGGUACCAAGUACAGAUCUGUCCUCGGCUCAAAGGAAGCAGAGCGUCUACACCCCACCCACUAUGAAAGCAGGAAGGUGCUCUGAAAUGCGGUUGGGAGCCCAGCCCAGACGCAAAGACACACCCUAUCAGCAUUCGCAUCCCUUCAGUCCAGGGACGAAGCUUCAGAGAGAAUCAUUCCCAGAAGAGGAGGAAGGUCUGGAAGAACAGGAAAAGGACACACAUCCGUAGAGAGGGCUCAGGGGCCCAUUUUCAUGUUUGGGGUUGCAGCUACAAGUACAUGACUGGAAGAGGAAACCUGGGGGGACCCAGCCAUAUCAAUAUUUGUCUUAAUUAUGAAAUUGUACCCUUGCCUCUAUAGCCUGGCAUCCAACAUCAGGUGAGCUUAGUCCAGUAUUGGAAGAAAGUGGAUUCACAAACGUGUUCAAAUGAUAUGCCUUCUUAUAGAGCAGGGGUCUUCAAUCUUUUCUGAUCCAGGGACCCCCACGUAGGCACAAAUGCAUCAAAUGACCCACAUCAUGAGUUAAAAAUGUUUUUAUUCAUGUGUUUUUAUAUGUCUUAUAUUUACAUAUAGAUUUUCCCAAAUCCAUAUGUAGUAAUUGCAUAUGAUGCUUGGCCCUACUAUAACUUCAAGGACCCCCAGGGGACUGUGGACCCCCUGUUGAAAACCUAGGUUGUAAAGUGCUAAUCUGCAUCAAUGUGGUUGAUCAUUUAAAACAGUGGUGAGGCAAUAGAUUAGACUAUCAGAGUGAUGUAUUUGCAGAUUAAGUUGAAACGUAAUUCCACACAGGCCUGGAGCCAAACUGCAAAUGAAAUAAAAUGGCCUUAAUUGCAGUAUACUGAUCUCAAUUUCAUUUUCAGCCAAGUAUGUGGGAAAAUGGUAUUUUCUAGAGUGAAUGCUGGAAAUGAUUUAUUUUGAAAGCAUGUGGAUAAUGACCCAGUACAGCUGAGAGAUGUUCAGUUCUGUUAACAGUCUCUCUUAUCAGGGUCCUGAACACAACCAGCCUCUAAGAUAUCACUCACCAUGUCACUAAUGGUUUUGGCAUAGCCCCUAAUGUGCAUUAGGAAGAAAUUGCAUCAAACAGAGUGCUAUGUAGCACUAUACGGCUAAGAAGAAGUGUUAGGUUUCCAUGCUUCCAUUGCCAGACAGAGCUUGGAAAGUCUUGGAGUUUCAACCAUGCCUCUCCUUCAUGCAGCUAGCCAUUUUAACUGAAAAAUACAUGAGACACCAGGACUGGGAUGUUCACUGCAUUCAUUGAUUUGUAUAUGACAGUAAAGAUACAUAUUUGAAUAUGAAUGUUGUUUUGGCAGCAUACAGGUAACAAACACAUUCUGCUGUACAGUGCUAUUAGCUGCAUUUUACAGGCUAUUUUACACCCUAUGGUCAACACAGUACUACAGCAGAGAACUAGCACGAAAGGGAUAGCAGGUUCAUAGCAGGGAUUGCAGUUUAAACAAUUUAGCAAUAAAAGCAAUUACAGUGGCAAGAAAAAGUAAGUGAACCCUUUACAAUUACCACCAUUUAUUUAUAAAUGUGUCUUAAAAUGUGGUCUUCAUCAAAGUUACAAUAACUAAUGACACAGACAUUAUAAUAUUGUUCUUUUCCAUAUUGAAUACAUAAUUCAAACAUCCACAGUAUAGGUUGGAAAAGUAUUUCAACCCCGAGGCUAAUGACUAACAAAGGCUAAAUCGAGUCAGGAGUAAGCAAAUCCGGGUUCCAAUCAAUUUUGUCUCAAAAUCUAAACUUAACAAAUGGGUUUCUGUGGCUGGUAUACCUCUUUCCAUUGAUGUUGGAGAAGUUUCAGUCAUUCUUUGGUCUGUAUACUUUUAAAUGAAAUGAAAAUGAAAGUCAUGUUCAUAGAUCUGUGGUACUUCAUAAGCUCUGUGUCAGAAUGUCAGUUUUUUUUAACAUAAAUAAAUAUUUCUUCUUACAAA